Molecule: messenger RNA, 3132 nt
Organism: Struthio camelus australis
Lineage: Eukaryota; Metazoa; Chordata; Aves; Struthioniformes; Struthionidae
Source: RefSeq, a predicted model, not a curated record
AUGGUGAAACGGGACUGGAUGAGCUCUGCCAGCGUGUUGCUGAGGGCCCCAGGCUGUAAAUCUCAAAGACAUCUUCAACAGGAAUGCUGUUCUGUGAAAACAGACAACUCCUCCACUAUUAAAGUCUCCCUGAAGCGCAACAAUAAAGCGCUGGCACUGGCCCUCAACGCGGAGAAGGCCAACGCGCAGCGGCUCACCCAGGAGAAGACGGUCCUACAGAAGGAGGUGGAGCAGUGCCACUUCCAUAAUGCUGCCCUGCGCCACAAGCUCUGCUUCUUGAAUAACACCUUGAAAGAAAUGGAAAAACUUAUGGCUGCGAUUAAGAUGGCCCGGCUCUCUGAGUUCUGUACGAGUUCUGCGUCCUUGUCCAAUGGCCAGAAGAGCAGCGUAACAGAAGAUAGCUGGGCUGAUGACACCACAGACAGUCGGCUUGUGAGGCCUGCAGUGAUGCUGCUGAAAGCACCUGUUUCCAAGCUAUGUGAUGGGGGAAAGCAAGAUAGCAGCUCCACAGCAGUACAGACAUCCCCAGUAGAUCUCCAGAGACCAGUUCCUGAUAAGCCCCGUGAAAUUGUGCCUAUUGUCUCCAAAGUAUCUUUGGAGACACCACAGCUAGCUGAGAAGCCUCAGUCCUCCCAGGAAGAAAGUGUGAAGAAGCCGUGUGAAGCAGCAGAAACGGAAGAGGCUUUUGUUGAUUGUCAUGUCUUUGGGGAGUCCUUGUGUGCCACCCAACAAAAUCCCAACGGUUUGCCAGCACUUACCUGGGAAAGUCAUCCUCUUCCAUAUGAGGAGGAUGAGAUGGUGAAACGUUUCUGUGACCGUCUCUCACAAGGGUGUGUUACUCAGCGGAGGAAGCGUUCCACCCUGUUUGCAACAAGCACUCCAUCUUCUGGUGUGGAUUUCUUCUCAAACAUCAGUUCAACUCGAGUGUCCCAGUGGAGUAUCACGAAGGACAGUAGCAGCUCCAACAAAAGUAACACACAGCUACAGCUGAAAUCUCCCAGCUCCCUUGCUUCGCCUGCUCAAACUGCUGCUGAUUCUGAUAUAAAAUCUUCAGGUAAAGAGGUUCUCUGUGAUCAGCCACAGGCUGAAGAAACUGUGUGUGAUGCUGGAAUUGAUCCCAACUGUAGCCAAGUCCCUGAGCUUGUUCCUGUAAAGGUGAAAGGCAAAGGUAAUUGCAAAACCAGUGAAAAAACAUCUGUUAAAAAGGCUAGCACAAGAAAAAAGAAAAGGAAUUCAAUUAAAAGCGAUGCAAAAGGUGGCUCUGAUGCCCCUCAGGGUGAAGAGAAUGCCCAAAAUGUGAAGAAACUUCUUCAGCCAAGCGUUGCGGCAAAUUCUAGUGGGCCUGAAGUUCCUGAGAUGAAUCAGGAAGCUUGUGUGGCAGCUUUGGAAGGGAUGAACAGAGGCUGUGGUGCGAACCUACGUUCCCGCUUGCCUGAUGAAGUCCGAGAUCUCAGGAGAACGUAUGUGGUGAAUCCAGCACAGCUGCAAAAUCUUGAAAGUGGUGACUUACUGCAACAAGUUAAGAAGGAAGCUGUCUUUGAGAUCCAAAGUGUGGAGAGCUUGUUGAAAAGCCCAGUUCAUGCCUUCUCAAGUCAUAAAGCUCCCUCAGAUGAUUCUGGUCUACAAUAUUCACUUUCCUUGAGGAAAGAGACCUCAGGUGUAUGUGCUUUGCAGCAGGACUCAUCAAGUGUGAGCACAAAGAGCAUCAGGAGGAAAACCAGCAGGAAAACUAGAGUAAUUAUGCAAAGAAAUCACUCUGAUGAGGAGAAUGUGCCAAACAGUGUGAAAAUAUCGGAGGCUAAAGCUGAAGAACAGCCUAAAAGAAGCCAGUCAAGCAGGAGGAAGACUGUCAGGGAAAGCAGUUGUAAUGAUCAGAGAAAUGAAGUUGAGGUUUCUGGGCCAUGUAUUGGUGCUGAAGGAGUUGCUAAGGAGAGCGCAAAGGAUUUACCAGAUAAUCCUAAACGUAGCAGAAAAACCUAUGUUGUCCGUCCUUUGGAUCUUACAGGAAACUUGGGCUGCAUCAAGACUGAUUUUGAUGGGGAUGAAAUUGUACCUUCCAGGUGUGUUCCUGGGAGCAAAGCUAGCAAAAUCCCCAGAGUUCAGAGGAUGGUAACUGCUCAGAGCAAUAAAAAGUGGACGGGGGACCUUCAGGAAAAGGGGCAGGCUGAAGUUCACAACAACAUGAAUGCCUUUAGAAAAGAAGCCUAUCCCAAACCAAAGCCUCUGAGGAAGGAGAACACUUGUAGUCCUUCAGAGACUGAUUCCCUGGCCAGACAGAGUGAUGGGGCCGGGCUGCUUCCUGGAAGUUCGGCAGAACUUGUGUCCGGGCAAAUUGUCCUGAUGGGGAAGCUCUCCUGCUUUACAGAUCUCCGGUCUGAGCCGGACACCUUCCUUGAGGAGCAGAUAGCUGAGAUCUCACUUACAAAUAAUCUUAUGAGCAUUUCAGACAGUCUCGAAUCCUCCGUUGUGACCUGUUCUGCAGCUUUGCCUCAUGACUCCAGGCUUACAGAUCUACCAGGCUCCAAGAGCUUAGGUACUGAGGGCAACAAAAUCCCAGAGAAAUCCUCUGUUUGGGCAGAGAGCACUCUGAUAUUUAAAGAAAGGAGUGCAGAGGAAGUACCUGAGGGAAGAAACCAGGUGGAGUUAAGUGCUGAAGAACAUUUUCAGAGUUCAGCUUUGCAGGAACCUGAGAUUAGGCCACUGCAGGACUUGACCAAUGCCAGGACUCUGUCUUCCCCCAGCUCAGAAGGAGCUUCAGGACGUCCGUCUAGGCGGAGACGGGACCCUGCCUGCUAUGCAGAGCCAAAACUCAACAGCAAACUGAGGCGGGGCGACCCGUUUACGAACACGGAGUUCCUCCACUCCCCUGUCUACAAAACCAAAAAGAAGAAAAUGACCAAACCCAAGGCAAAGACCAAGAAGAUCAAAGAGGAAAAAGAAUGGCUUCCUGAAUGAUGUCCCAGGGCCAAGGCAAGCAAGCUAAUACCCAUGGGAUGAAACAAGGAGCCAGAAGUGAAAUAGUGGUUAAACAGGGAAACCCUGAGCUCAUAGCUUGUGUAUCUUUGCAGGAAUAUCUCUCGUGCUUUGCGUAGCUUAUUUUGUAUUUAAUUUUAAAGUAUAAAUAAAGUCUCC